UUAGUUUUAAAUAACAAUGAACUAUCAUUCUGUGAGAGUGGAUGUAAAAAAAUUUCUUAAGUGUAGUUUUUUAGUAAUCAUACUAACAAAGUAAGAAAGUUAUAAAAUACUGUAAAGGGCGGUGUAAGUGUAGAAAAAGCAGAAACAGAAAGAGAAGAAUCUAUAAAUUAAACCGUUUAGAAAUCUGGACCAACAUAAAAUCAAUAAAAACGAAACAGAUCUCAUAAAGAUAUAUUAUGAUGAUUUAUUAUGCAAUAGUCUGGCUUACAAUUUGGAAUUGGAACACAGCUGCCCAACAAUCAUCCCAAUUUGAAGACAUCCCAAUCGAGCACUACGUACACAACGACCACCAAAACGAUGAAAUUGAUGUUGAGCUGAUGCCAAGGUCUCCUAAGCUACUAUCAAUCGCACAAAAUUCAAAUCCAGAUACAAAUAUUGAUACUCACAAUCAUCGUCAUCCAUAUUUUGAAGAACUUACUAGUCAAAUUAUUAAAUCAAGGUCUAAACGAGAUAUUACAACCGAACGUCCUAUAACGGUUUUAGAAAAAAUUGGUCAACCUCUAGAACUAUUUACCGUUGACAAAGAAAAUACUACAGAUCGGUAUGUCAAUACCUCUGUAAUAAAAAAGAAUGAAACAGAAAAUAAUUUAAAUGGGACACUUCAGAUAAACGAUUUUCUGAGGUUUAGACGAGCUCUACAAACUGAUCUGGUAAAACAACAAAAUUCUAGGUCUCAAUCAGCUGGUACAUUUAUCCAAGCAGAUCCUCACGGUAUUAUCGGACAAUCCCAAAUCCUUGCUGGGGAGUCUACCAACACGAAUAACAUCACCAGAGAAACUCGUGGUGCGACUAAAGAACAAUGGGUAAAACAUUCUUAUCCAGUUCAACGUGAUGAAACCAAUUUCGAUGACAACAUUCAACUAGCUUCAAAUUCGGUUAGAGCACCAAGGGUUCAUUUUGUUACAAACGGAAUGCAGGAUAGAGAUAGAGAUAGAGAUAGAGAUAGAGACCACUUGGAAUAUAAAUUAAAUAAGGAAGCCAGAUACGCUCCCAAUACCAAAUAUUCUCCUACCGACUUAUCAGCCGAACAGAAUUAUUAUCAGCCGAGAUUUGCCAGAAAUUAUACACCAAGGGGACGCUAUUAUGACAGAUAUCCAAGUGCUCAAAGGGAUUCAUACAGAGAUUAUCCGGAGUAUAACAGAAACUAUGAACCAGAAUCUUCCAGCGGUCCAAACAGGAGAAGAAUAAUAUACUACGCCACACUUCCAGAAAUCACAAGAAUCUCAAGAGAUGAUGAUUUCAGACGCCCUUACGACAAUUAUGAUUACAGAAACCGAUAUGACGAAAGAUAUGCUCCUCCAGAGCACUAUGCUUACAGAGAUAGGUUAUACGACGAUCCCAGGCAAGAAAAUGAUCCUAAGGAUAGAAGAGAUCCAAGAUAUCCAUUGAGGGUAUCCACAGAUGUAAGGGUAAAUGAUAUAAGGAAAAAUCCAGAAAGGAGGAUAUAUUCGGAUGUAGAUAGGGCAAAAUAUGUUCCUACAAGAUAAUGAAUGCUUUUGUAUUUUAACAAUUGUUGUUAGUUAGAAUAAGAUAAUGUUUUGAUAUAAACAUUUAUACCAUCAAAGUCACAGAUAUAUUUUUUUAAAGUACUAUUCAUCUAUUUUGAUAUAGUAAACAACACAAUUCUGUCAAGUUACAAAGUAGAUUAACUUUUUAUUAUUAUUAUAACUUAUUACUUUAUAUUAAAAUAAAUUUGAGAUAAUACUCAA
Molecule: messenger RNA, 1769 nt
Organism: Diabrotica virgifera virgifera (western corn rootworm)
Lineage: Eukaryota; Metazoa; Arthropoda; Insecta; Coleoptera; Chrysomelidae
Exons: 4
Coding region: 237-1547 (436 amino acids)
Source: RefSeq, a predicted model, not a curated record